Molecule: messenger RNA, 12575 nt
Organism: Stylophora pistillata
Lineage: Eukaryota; Metazoa; Cnidaria; Anthozoa; Scleractinia; Pocilloporidae
Product: KICSTOR complex protein SZT2
Cellular component (GO): peroxisome
Source: RefSeq, a predicted model, not a curated record
UGGAAGACUGUACUACGGUUAAGAAACUCGUCGAAACAGGAAGCCCACAAGGAUCUUAAAUGAGAUGUUGCAAAUUGCUCAUCACAUAAGUAAUUUCGUAUAUAUGGAUCUUAACUAAGAGAUCAAUGAGAAACGAAAAUGUCUGAAGAUGAUGCAAUGCAAGAGGAGGAUGCCCUUCAUGUAUUUCUUCUCAUGGGAAAGGAAUACAGAAUCUCAAGGAGUAUCAGAGCUCAGUGGUUCUUUGAACAGUUCAAUAAAACUCUAUCUCAUCCGAAGUCACAUGAUGACCUGAUUGCUUCUAACGAAGAACUUGAAGUUUUGUCAGUCAUUUCAAAUAAUCAAGACAACCAUGGACCCUACAAACUUGUACCUUCAACUCAAAUUACAUUUAUUGGCAGGCGAUAUAAAUUUGUCUUUUGUUUUGACAUCAGCCCAUCUCUUUCUACUGUGGAUAUUCAGUCAGGGACUGUAAUUACCAGUGAAGCGUUUGAAAAAUUUAAAAACUGUCUUAAUGGCCUUGUUGCUCCGUUCUCCGUUCCUGGUAACCCCAUUGUUUUACGUCCUGAGUUGUACAUCACUGUCUUAGCAUAUACUUCCAUUUUGAAUCCUGAAGUUCCUCAAAUUCUUAUCCAGGGCUGCCUUGUUACUGAAGAAAAUAUCAACUUUGUUCUGGAGACAGUACACAAGCAGCUAAUGGAGCAGGAGGACUAUUUAGCCAAGACUAAGUCUAUGCCGUACUGUGAUACAUGCUCUAGUGAUGAGAUGAACAAAACAGAGAGUGAUCAGAGGAGAAUGUCACAUGGCCCAGUGCCACCGAUGUCACCAGAGACUGGUCCAAUGUCAAUUUUAAGGAAUGCUCUCCUGGCAUUACAGCUGCUUCCAGGCAAUGCAAGUGCUGGAGCUGUUGUGAUCACAGAUGGUGUUUUUGCCCUUCCUGAUGCUAUGGCAGUUGAUUCUCUUAUGGCACAGCUUAGAGCCAGCACUGUGUGCUGUUCUUUUAUUAAAGUUGGAAGUGGGUUUCAUGCCCACUGCAGCUUUGGUUAUGUCCCACAUUGUGACAUGAUGCAGUUUAUCGCCAUGGCCACUUCAGGUGCAUACCUUGCUAAGGCACCCCCAGUUUCAAAAGAUGGUAAAAAAGUAGAUGAAUGUGAGGAUUUCAGCAUGAACCUUUAUCACAAAGCUCUGCUUUGCUGGAACUUUCAGAGAGAUUUUGACCUGAGCAAGAUCGAUUCCUGGAUAGGUGACUGUUUGGAGUUGAGUGAGGAAGAUUUGGCAUGGGCAUUAAAAGGCAAAAGAUCAUUGUCUUAUGCAUUGAGUGAGUGGGAACAAAAUGCUAUGCAACCAUCAAUGCCAAAAAGACAUUUGGAGACAAAGCUACAAACUAGCAUUACAAGUGUUCUCAGUGUGCGUCUCAGAGAAGGGUAUUCAAUUCAGGAUGUUUCCAUUGCAAAAGGUGGAAAGCAGCUUCAAGUCAAGCUAACAAUUCCUUGGAAGCAUAAUGUACAGAUUGAGUACUUAGCUCUCUCAACUUGGCCCCUCUCCUCUAGCAGUUGUGUGACACAUGUGGAGGUGACAAUAGAGGCACCGUAUGAGUUUCUUCAUGAUGUGAUGCAUUUUACAAAGCCCUUUCAAAGUCCCUACAGAACACUUGUUGUCAAAAGAUUCCAGCAAUUCAUGAAAAGUUUACAGAGCACAGAUCAAAUGCUUGUUCAUCUCCAGUCUUUUUCGUCCAAUCCCAUAUAUUAUACCAUACCAGAGAGUGUAAAAAAAGGAGUUCCAUUAUUCUACCUUCCACCAAACUCUAACGAACUUGUUUUGUCACUGCAACAUGGAAGUAAGAAUUCCAAAUCACAGGAGUCCCAAUUUUCUGUCUUCUGGAAGCCAGUGUUAUCUCUCGAUACGACUGGAUGGCAAAGGUGGAUGCACUGCCAUAGAAUUGGACUUGUGCUGGAACACGAUGUCCCUUUGCCAAAGAAUCUUCAUCUUCCGAUGGAAAAUGACAGAUCCAGUGCAAUCCAGUGUCGGGUUGCACUGAGGUCACUCACCUCUCUUCUUAGAAACUGGAGCUCAUUUGUGUUGCUGGAAAACCACUGUUAUAUCAAGUUCAUUGCGAGCGAAAAUCCUGAGGGAGCUCCUUCUUCUUUCUGUAUUGUGCGAAUAACAGCGAGUGGACCCUGCAUUCUUAUCAAGGUAGCCUUUCUCGGAGGAACUGCUGGCCACAUAAGACAUACGAUUGUAUCGGGCCUGAAGAAAGAACUCUCUGAAAUCACAGCACCUCUGGGCGCGAAUGUCAAGCCUCAAAAUACUCAAGCAAAGGGGAGAAGUCUUCAACGUGCCGUGACGUUAUCGAAGCAGCGGACUGUAGAUGAAAAGCUAUGCGCGAUCAUGUAUGAGAAAUCUCUGGAUGGGAUCUAUGUUCGAUAUGAACGAGUUCCAAAGGACCUCUUUUCCCCAUUCCCGGAACAGCUCUCUUAUUUUGUGUACGGGAGUUCGACGGGACUGUAUGCUUUUGGCGCUAGAGAAAAUCGUAUGAAGCUCCUGUGUCAGUAUCUGCAUCACCGUCGUUGGAUUUGGACAAUGCAAGAUGAAAAAUCGACACCCUUAAGUGCUGAGAAAGUUGCAAGAGUGCUUUCUACCCUAACAAAGGUAAGACUUCAAGAGGGAUACAACUUUGUAAACAACAGUGCAGGGAUUAUAACCAUGGCAAAAGAACUCAAGAUGAAGGAUCACACACAAGACAGUGACCAACUGUAUUCCUGUGUCAUUCAAUAUGUGCUCUUCCCACCAUAUCCCCAGUCUUCUGAGUCAGAGCGGCGUGAAGAGUCCGUCCAUGACUGGGCGUCCGUAGGAAAGACUGGACGCAAGUUUAACAUGGUCACAGAGGUAUGGGCUGAGCCUCAGUUUGGCUGCUUGACCGAUUUGAAAACGGAGUUGAAGUACCUGGAAGGACUUCAGUACGAUCAAAUUCCAGAUGCAAUUUAUCAAGCUGAUGUAAAGCACGUGUCGGCACUGCUCACUUACGAUCAUCUGGUGAGUAUGUGCGAUGACAAAACUGUCACUACCCCUCACAGACCUCUCCAAGCGCCGGAAGAAAGUUCUAUACUGUCCAAAAGUAAUUGGAUAGUAGAGCAGCCGCCGUUUCCAUUUGACAUCAUUGAUCUGUUGCCCAAAACUCGACAGGUGGAGAUGGUGUUUUCUUCUCUGAUUGAGACUUCUUCUCAAGCCUCGGAUGACCUCAACGUUUUGCCCAACGAGAACUUUUUCAAGCUUUUGAUAGAAAACAUGGAGCGUUUGAACGAUCGUGAAGUUAUACUAAGUGACGAUGACUGGAAUCGUUUCACGCAGCACAUUCUCACUCGGCCGAGGAAUGAUGUUCCCCUUCCGUUCCCCGAGGGACUGCGGCAACGUAAAGAUUCUGGCGAUACCACACAGGAUAGUAAAGAGAAAAAGUCCAAAAACAAAAGCACUUCUUCAAUGAAAUGGAGAUGUUUCAUUCGUGCCGUGACAGCUCUUGGAGGUGGUCGAAUCAUACUCACAUUUCUACCAGCAAGCUUUAAGCACAUAAGGCUCAUGGGAAGGCGCCAGCGGAGCAGGAGCUCUAGUGUCAGGAACAACUCAAGUAGCUCACACAGUGCAUCAGAAGCGGAGCAUAAAGGAGCCCCAGAUGAAAGAAGUCCUUAUGGUACAUGUGAACCGCAAAAGCUAAGUGUUCCUUUGUUAUCACAAGGAUCUCUGGAAGACCAAAGCCUGACGCCAACACCUACUGCGGAAAAGGACGAAGGUCCAUUUGUCUUCUCCCAGAAAACAAGAAAUUCACCCGUCUUGAAUGGGAAUUCAGAAAUGCCAGUCAAUAAUGGAGAUGAAAAAAGAAGCGUAACAUUUCAAGAAAAUUCCACGUCUAUCAACAAAGAGCCUGUUUUUUACGGCAGAGGCUUUGGUCAAGAAAGUGAUUCUUUUAGUUUUGAUAUACCAAUAUAUUGCUAUGACUGCCCGAUGUCAGCCCUCGUAGCAAUACCUGAUGCCAAUUCCGAUACAGAGAGAACGUCAGAGGAGAAGCGCGAAGACAUAUUUCAAGAUUUUACGCAGUUUGCGGCUCAUAUUUUUGCGGAUCCAUUCAGUUUGGACGAGGUUCCAAGAUCAUUAGAGGGGCGAUCGAAAGGAAAGUUUGGCCCCUCGAAAGACCUUCUGCUCCACUGCAGUGCAGUGCAUGAUUUAUUUUUCCGAAGUUUUGUUACGUCGACAUUUUUAAGUCUGCAACAGGGUCAGCAGGUGAGCAUGCGAGAUGUCCAGUCUGCGGUUGAUGCCUGUGAAGACAACUUCCUUGAAGUAGACAUCACAGAGUUCAUUCACACUCUAUGCGGACAUUAUGUAAAGAGUAACAAAACCAGGGAGGCCUUUUUUGAGACAACAAUCGACGAGGAUCUCCUGUCUGUUCCAAUUUGGUUACCGUCAGAAUCAUCAGAAGAAAGAGUGAGGGAGCUUAAAGAAUCUCUGGUUGGACAAUGUGAAUCUGUAAAUGGUCUGCAUAAGUCCAUUACUGGGAAGUUUUUUUCAAUACUGGGAAGAUACUUCAAAGCAGUUCCGCCAAGCCGAGAAUACUUCUUUUACUGUCCACAGCUGUCUGAGGGCCCGAGAAAGUCUGUUCCAGAGUCGUUCUCCGAGUUUGAACCCUUUGAAGUAGACCAAGUUGCAGAGGACGAUUUCAAGGAAAGAGACAGCGACGUGGAUUCGGAUGCCUUUGAUGAUGAUGAUGAUGAUGAUAACAUCUUCAUGGUGGACGAGGGAACAGUUCAACAGGAUGAGGUAGAGGAUAUGCCUGACUAUGAAAGUCAAGCAAGUGAUAGCGAAUGUGAGGGGGAUGUUGAUUUUGUAAAAGAGAUGAAGAUACCGUUCUUCCUACAGCUGACAUGUUCACUGAAGGAUACGAGAAGCCAUGGACAGCCAAUGACGCCUGUUUCUAUAAACACAUUACCUGUGUGUCUCGGAGAAAUCAUCCGCAAGUUUGAAGAUGAUGAUGAGUGUCUGGACCCCUUCAGUCCAUCCAUUCGCAUAACUCUCGAUCUUAUCUGUCUGACCUUGCCAGUUGAGCAUGACUACUCUGUUCUUAAGUCUUCGGUGCGUUGUAGCCAGGCACGCUCCAAUUCUUUUUCCAGCACUAGUUCGCCCGCCUCUGUUUCUCCUUCGGAUAAAAGAUCAGGAGUUUUUGACUUCAGACGGCAAGACUCCAAAGCCACUUCUCACGAUAUGGAGAGAAUUGAAAGCUUGGAUCCUCUUCAUGGUCUCGUUAAUUCUCAACGCCAGGCAGUGAACAACACGUGCGAGGCCAUUCGUUGGCUUAUACAAGAUGAAAUAGUCUCAGAACUCCGCCAUAUUGGACCUGUCAAUAACUCCAUGCUGGAAAAAGUCGAGCAGCAUGUUCAGCAAUCAGAAGACCAUCCCUCCUGCAUUUCUCGCCUCGUUCGCCUGCAAUUUGUCUUUGGAGCUGAGCAAAGCUUAGAACUCUUUGUAAAAGAAUUUGAGAGAAUCAGCUUGCCAGAAUACGUCCUGAAAAACGUUGACAAAUAUUACUAUUUGACAAGCUUUAUAGAGAAACAGGUUGCAGCUUUGUCGCCGUUGACUCUAGGAGAAAAUGGAGAUGAUUUGGAUAAACAGCAGGAAGAAGAGGCGACAACACCAAACCCAGAAUCAAAUAGUGAAAAUGGUGACCAAACAACUUUACCUCAACUUGAUGUCCAAACUACCCCUGAAUCCCAUACUUCAGCUAAUGAUGGUCUGUUAACGAUUUACAUUGGAAAACAGUCAACAAACAGUCAGCAUGAAGAAGUCGCGGUAAAUAAUCUCAGAGAGAAUGAAAUGAACACCCCUCCCUCUAGACCACCGCAUCUUGGCCAGCUAGGCAAGCAGCAUUCCGAAGAAGAGGAAGAACCAGGUAGCACUCAUGCAUCCACCCCUCUCAACGACGCUUCAUUCGCUUCUUCCGCUGGUAGCACCCCUCUACAGAAGCUGAUCAUGCCAGGUGAAGGCGUUGGUGCCGCUGACUUAAGUAACACAAAGGCGGAAGAGGACGACAGCUGCUCGCCCAGUCCAUGUACCCCACGCCAGGAUAAACAGAUUGUUCCAUCAGCGGAAUUGUGCCUAAAAUUCUGGCUUGUUAUGAAAAUAUUGGACAGUGAAGUGAAUAUCGUCUUCCAUCAAAGAGAGUCAGAUGAUGCGAAGUCUUUCUGUGCUACGAGAGCAAAUGGUCUGGUUGAGAUGGUCACAAAUGCUGUACAUGAAAAAUGCCGCAUUGUCAAUCAGCGAAUGUUGCUGCAUGAAUUAUACGAGACGAAGAUGUGCAAUUCAAUGUUAUUCCCUGAGUCGGACGAGGACAUUUGGAAACAUGAAGAAAUCCAAAUGUCAGUUUCCCCACUGGGUGUUCAUAUGACCAAAGGAGAUAGCAAAGGUCGUGUCACUAGUAAGUUUGUUCCAGUCCAGUUUCUUUUCCAACCCGGACACUUUGGCUGUGAUAGUAAAUGGUACACGCACUUACCUGUACAUCAGCGACUCUUUGAAGCUUCGGCUCGAACAGGAAUGUCCCGCGGGUUGAAAGUCAUUAAAAGUGUAUUGGACAAGUUUGAGGUGAAGAAUAGGAAGGACAUGUUUGUGUACAAAGAGAGCGCUGGUUCUGUCUUCUACUUCAGGUUGUUCGAGUCUCUAUGCUCGAGUUCAAAUCAAUUUGCCUCUAACCUUCGUCCUUCAGAAGAAGAUGAUGACGACGAGUCUCGGCCUGGGUCAUCAGUUGCAUCACUGGCUGGUUCAAGAACGUCAUCACAGUGAAGUGAAGUCAAAGAAGCCUUCAACGGCUCAAGAGCAAGACGCAAUCAGUGUUCAUUCGGCACAGCCCGUCAUAGACAAAAGUAUAGCCCUUCAUGUAUACGGCGUGGACGACCCGGGCCCACAGAUCACUGAAGACCUUGUCGAAGUUUUGCAAAACAGAAUUAAUGAUGCUAUGGUCGAAGUGCUGUCAGUUCUUCUUGCUAGAAAUCCAAACUGUAAACUGACGUAUGCAGAUGUUCGGUUUAUACAGCCUCAAAGUGAACCACCAAAAACAACUCUCACUCUUCUAAUUCCAAAAAUGGACGUCAAUUUCCUCUGUCCUUUGGUUUUCUACUUGCGACAAAACCUAAUGCAGCUCCUACAUUCUCCAAGAUACAUGGACUCGGAUCCCAGCCAUCAUUUCAAGGCCGUGAGCGGUAGUAAGUUGGACGCUACCGGUAGUGCCGGUGGCGAAAGCCGUAAAUUGGAACCAGAGAUCUACUUGUACAACAGACCGCAUUCAUCUGGAGGAAAAGGCUUGGCUUGUAUAUCCGUGUCCGUUCUCAACUGGCGUGGUGGAUAUAUUUACAUUCCAUGUGGAAAGUCAGUUUGUGUGUAUGCUGGGGAGAUCGACUAUUUUGAAUACUUGACUGAGGUGUCUUCGUGUCCAGAUGAACUUCACUUAGCCGAUGAUGAUAUCAAGGUGCAAUUUGCAAUCUGGGAGCGUGGCGAUAUCGGCCUUAAUCAACUCGCUGGUCAGCUAAAGCUCACUUUAAGGCAUGCUCUUUGUGACCUCUUAACGGAGUACUAUCUCUUGGCGGCGCCCUUAUCCAAAGUGCCAAAGUUGUACCAGAUUUCGUCGAAUACACGCGCUCGGUCUUCCUCGGAGCCACUCUCUCCCUCAUCCAUAUUACCUAAGGCUCCCACUCAUCUAGGGUCCCUCCCUGAGAGGCCUGCCACGCCUUCCAAGCGGCAACUCGAUUUUGGCAGCCAGUCCAGCUUUCGAAACAAGAGGGCCUCAGUUUCAGGUCAUCGCCGAAGCCCGUCUGCAGGGAGCACCCUGUCAUCGGGUUCCACAGGGGCAACAAGAAAGUCCCCACAGAAUCCGUUCCUCUCUCAACGGCAGAGUGUUUCUACUCCUAAUGCUGUAUCAAGGCAAAGCACAGAAGAGGAUGAGGUUUUCCAGACGGACUCAACUUCACUUGGUGCAGACGUCACAGAAGUAUCAGCCGAGGAAAACAAGGCAGAUAGCCAGGGCGUUACCGAGUCAACUGAUGAGUUAAAUCCAAAAGAGUUGACAGGGAGAGGCGAAGCAACAUCUGAGGGCAAGGACAAACUAGGGUUGAAAAAGGCGUCGGAAAAACCAGACAACUCGUCUGACAUGGAACCAACAUUUGAAAGUUUCACCGCGGCUGAAAUCCAGGAGUCUCAAAAAUUUACUUCGCAACCCGGUACCCCAGUCACAGAAAAUGCGGCGUUCCUCUCAAAGAAGGAGGAACAGCUCUCUGAGAAACUAAACAAACCCUCAAGCUUAUCCUCUGCGAGUUCCCUCAGCGGCUCCAAGAGCUUUACCUUCAGCGGAGUGGAUUCAUCAAGCGUCGGAGGACAAUCUAGUGAUGUCCAAGGCACCUGGCAGGAUGCUGAGGCCGUGAGGAGGAAAGAAAGAGAAAAGAAGAAAAGGCGUAUUCAGUUUGAGAAUGGAGAACGUGGUGAACUUCAUCCAAGUCUUCAGGGUUUGUGUCAAGACAUGUUCUCUUUCUUUCGAGGACUUGCAGUCCCAUCGGUUUAUUGUAUUGAAGGAAAAUUGCUCAACAACUUUGCUUCAGACGCCUUUUUAGCUGAAUUGUGCCACUCAAUCUCGUCUGUGUGUCCUGAUAUGAAACCUAAAGUCUACCGUGAAGCUCCGGUGAAUUCUGCUGAUGGAAACGAAGGCGAUUUUAGUCAAGAAUUUCACUGCCUGCACUAUUACCCAGCGAGACAACCUUUGAAAUUCGCACGAGUCUCCAGCGUUUCAAGGCACUGGACCCGAAUGCACCCGUACCUGGCCGAAUUCUCGCUGAUAGCGUAUCUCUUUCUAGUUUGUCUUUGGGUGGGGUACCCCGACAGAAAUUCCUUCUGGUAACAGUAAUGGAUAAAGAGGUGACGGCCUUCACGUAUAACUGGGCUUCAGAAUUAAACACUACCUUCGAUAAGCAAUUGCACCGGCUGAUAAACUGGAGCAACGCCCGGUGCCACCUUACCUAUUGUCUUCUAAGUCAGAAAAUGGGACUGUAUCAUCACACAUUAUUUACAGACAUCAACAAGGACAAGGAAUCGAAGGACAUGAAUCCUUUCUGUUUAUCAGCCAAUGAUAAGGACAUGUCACUUCUGAUAAGCUACCCCGGACCAUAUGUCCCCGAUCGUGAGCGUGCUGUGCCGCGAUCAAUGCCGCCAUCUCCGAGUAUUCUGGUCUUUGACGAAGUUCUCCGUGACGUCACACCUCCAAGACCUCUUUACCGCACCUCUUACUCCCACAACCGAGAUCUCGUUAAAAGGCAUGGGUACCAGUUUCAGGAGGUCCGACAAGUCCAGAUCAAAAAAGCGAUUUUGGCGCAAAAUUUGGAAGAGUUGUAUAUCAUGUGGCAACUUAGGCCUCCUCACGUGCACAUCACUGAGGAUAAAAUCGAAACACUUAAGCGCUCGUCCAGGUUGAUCCACUAUUGUGCAGCCCCUCUCCUAUUCCAUCCAGAGUGGAGGAAGCUGCGUUCUUCUACUGGCUCAGAGCAUACUACCGUGACCCCAGAUGAACCAUCCAGUGAAGAGAAAAAACAGGAAACUAAGGAAAGAAAAACAAGUAAAGUACAGAAAACGAUUGACGAAAUGAAGAAUGAAAAAACGGCUGUUGAAGCCGAAAAGAAACCACCCACUGAAGAAGCCUGGCACAAAGAGCUGCGGUCUGCUUAUUUGCAGCAAUACGUGCAGUACAUGCAGUCUCUAUGCUUUAUUGUGGUGCAAACCAGGCCGCAAUCGCCAAAGCAGUCCAGAAGGCAUCUGGGUCGAGGAGCUGUUAAUACCAAACCGAAAAGAGAAACCAGUCCAGCCGAUUUAAAGAAGAAAUCCUCAUCUAAAGACAGGAAGGAUAGUUUACCAAAAACUCUGCAGUGUUACUUACAGAAAACUUCUCGUGGAGGAAUCAUGCUGAUGGAAUUAGUGUUCCAGGGCUGCUUUUUUAUCGUUCGACUUUAUGCUUUGGGAUGUUCUCAGAUUCCUUCCGGCAAAACGGUUGCUGUGCAGAUCUGUCGUAUGUUUGUGGAAGACUGCAAUCGGUACAGAGAAUACAUUCAUCUUCUCUCGUUCAACUAUGACUUUCACUUGUGUAAAGCACAGCUUUAUUUGAAUGGAAGUCAGAGAAUUUUCAACAAAGGCUAUGGAGUCACACACAUGCUGAAGGGAUUGUUACAGGAGUACUUGAACAGCCCUGUGUUCGCAAGGAACCGCCUUGGUUAUGGUGAAAUUUCAGUGCCGUUGCACCCAGGAGUCACACCCCUAGUUGUGUUUAACUACCUGGUGAAAAACGCUUCGUUCUACGAUUUGUCCACCCUACCUGUGAAAACAACAAACGCCUCGAGCUCCAACACUGACCGAGUUCUUACGCACAUUCUCCGAGAAUAUAACGAUUAUGACGUCAGAUUCGUUUUAUCGCUGAAGGAAACAAACGAAGAAGGCGUGGUCACCUUGGAGUAUAUUGUCUUAAUGACUAGUCGCAGAGAGAUUUAUCCGAAGUUGACUUUGGAUUUAAGACUUACAAAGAAGUCGCCAUCGGCAGGUUCGCUUUCAACAGUGAGCAGUGGAAGCAGAACUGUGGGUUUGCCAGAAUACGGGGAGACAGAGCAAGGAAUAGCAUCACGUGUCCGAUUCAAUUUACCCACGGGAAGUUCCCAAGGAUUCCCAAGCCUCCCCUCCCUUGGUGAGUUCCACAGGUCCGCCUCCUCACCCCACUCCCUGUACGCAUUGGGUCACGAAGUUAGUUCGAAGAUUCUCAACGUAACUUCGUCACGCUCGGACGAAAAGAUUGGUGACUACCACCGGAAUGUCCUUCCGCCGAAUGCGCCAAUUCCAGAGCACUAUGAAGAAGAGUUACCCGAGAAUGUUGCCUUGCCCGAAUCCACGCUCCUCAAGGAAGCUUCCCUGCGUGGUCGUGAUCAUUUGGUACAUAUAAUCUGUAGAGCCCAGACUCACUGCAAUCGAGACUUGCUAUGGCAUCGUUUGCUGGCAGGGGAGACUGGGGAUGAGGAGAAAGAUGGAGGAAAGAAGAGCAGGCGUAAGAGUGUCAUGCGCAAAUCCAACUCAGAAACGAGUCUGAAACAGAGCUGGGCGAAGAGUUUGGACACGCUUAGCCCUGGAGCAGAUCAGAUGUCACCGUCGCGCUUGACUUUUGAAGAUUUUAAACAACUUUUAUCUGUGGUUGGAAGCAAAUCUUUGAGGGAGGAAGAUCCGCGACUGAUUUCUCUUUUGUCGAUGAGGGCAGCCUGGUUUCAAAGUCUUUUCCGAGUUAUUUGUGCCAAAUUUCCAGAUGAGCAUCGUUUAUUCACGGACGAGGACCAUUUGGUUCAUUACCUGGCUGUUUUGAACCGUGAUUUUCCGAAUAUGUUUGUUCUGUUGUAUGUGGACGAGCACAAUGAUAGUGCAGAUAUUUCAGUUGUCUUCCGUGAGGAUUUGCCAGAUAACAAGGAGAGCUCACACAGAUCACGUUUACUCAAAAAGGAAGUUAGAAGUCACGUGUACGGUGUCAUAAACGCUGUCUGCUUCCACUUAUGGACAGGCUUACUUCCGGUGUAGCAACGGUGCACGUGACCGGAAAUGCUGUAACCAAGCACGACGUUGACAGCAAUGGUGGUACACGUUUUGGCAGUCGUGCAGUUUUUACUUUAUUUCUGUGGUAUAGUUUUGUUCUGUCAGUGGAUAGUCAAGGGAUGAAAAUAAGUUUCAGUUCAGGGUGUUGUAUUUUAAGCCCUAACUUAUUCUGGAUAUGUGUCUGUGGCUAACGACACGACCGUCUAUCUGUUCCCGUAAGGAGGUCCAUGGGAAGUAAAACCAGAGGGGCACCCACAUGCUAAUAGCGAUGUUUUAUUUGAGUGUCGUGAACCUUGAAUUACGCGUGUACUCGGAAUUGGGUUCUAAUCACCAACUCCAAAAGAGACUCGCUUCUAAGUUAUGUGUAAUUUAUUUGAAGAUGUCUUCACUUACGAGAUUAUGUCACUCAAAGAAAUGCUUCAAUGCCAACCAUCUGCAAUUAGUAGCUCUUUAUUCGUCUAGUAGGACACAAAAAGGGAGGGGGGCCUUGUUUUUCCUUAUGUAUGCCCUUUGCUCUGGUAUGACACCCCAUUUCUUGUUGAAAUAAUGUUCACCCCGAAAUAAAUUAUUUGUAACGGUCCUCUUCAAUCCAUGAAGAGAACAUUUCAAAAAAUGUUAUCAGUUAUUAAUUCCUCAUUCAGAAUUAAUAUAAUGUAAAGAAAUAUGAAUAAGAUUAUGAGGGAGCAAAUUCAUUUCGGACAUUGUGCAACCCCUAUCACCCUCUCACUUUCCAAUUAAAGGUAAGCCUAUCUGGAAUUCAACAUAACGCCUGUUAAAGAGAUAGCCCACAAACGCUUGCGCUAAGUUGUAUCGCAAUGUGUUAUUUAAUUGAAGACUCCCGUAGAUGUGUGUGAUUGAUAAUGAAUUAUGGAUUCUCUAAUUUUGUAAAUAAAAUAAAGACGAAGUUUGUAGAUAUCUUCACGAAAUAAACUUUGGGUAGCUUAUAA